AUGAACCCUAGGUCUAAACAGCAGCCCAUCGGAGCCGAUCAUAUUUGUCCACAUAUAGGCAUUGUGGGUGCCGGGUUUGCAGGCUUGAGAUGCGCGGACAUGCUGUUGCAGCACGGUUGCCGUGUGACGAUUCUUGAAGCGCGCAACAGGCUUGGAGGCCGAGUCGCGCAGAGCAAUCAUCUCGGCCAUCUUGUGGACCUUGGCCCGAAUUGGAUUCACGGGACUGAGAACAAUCCCAUCUUGCGGAUAGCUCAACACAACGGAACGCGGCUGCAUGGCCUAAGCGAAGAAGAAGCCAUUAUCGAUCCUUUUGGCAAGCCUAUCGACUCGCAAGAAGCCGAGGAGCUCACGUCGAUUCUCUGGGACGAUGGACUGGUAGCAGAUGCUUUCCGUUACAGCAAUGAGCAUCAUGAUCGUAUCGAUCCCCUGGCAAGCCUUUAUGACUUCUUCGUUGAGAAGGCCGAGAAACUCUUUCUGAACGAACCACUAAAUGUUGCCAAGCGGAAGCGCGAGACGUUACUCAUGCUCACCAGCAUGUGGGGAGCAUACGUUGGCGAGCCAGUGCAAAGGCAAAGUCUGAAGUUCUUCUGGCUUGAGGAAUGCAUCGAAGGUAAGAAUCCUUUUGUAGCUGGAACCUAUGCCGGAGUCCUGGAAACCGUGGCGCAACCAGCGAGGAGCGGCGCAGACAUAGAAUUCAACAAGGUGGUCGACAGGAUCAUCUCUAAUGCUCAAGACGACCGUCGCAAUAGGCCACAGCUACGGACCAAGGACGGGACACUGCACGACUUCGACGAGAUUGUCAUUACAGCACCUCUCGGUUGGCUCAAACUGAACCAUGAGCGGGUGUUCGACCCUCCUUUGCCGUCCCGACUGUCCCAAGCGAUUGCCAACAUAGGGUAUGGCACGCUUGACAAGGUCUACAUCACCUUUUCAUCCGCCUUCUGGGAUACGCCUUCGUCGUCGCGUAACACUCAUCCCAAUGGUGUCGACCCGAAUAGCAAGACACCCAACAUCACUGCGACUUCGACAGCAAUCCAUCAGCCACUGGAUGGUGAAGAAAAUGGGCGACAACACUACGCCGGCUUUACGCACUGGCUGUCGCCCGCAUAUGCACCGAAUACAAAUCCUUCACGUUGGGAUCCGCAGGGAAUGAAUCUCGCGGCAUUGCCACCAGAAUGUGCUCACCCAACACUCCUUUUCUAUAUCUACGGGGAAUGUAGCAAGCAUAUUGCCAACAUCGUUGCUUCAUCGAGUGAUCACCCAGAGCGUGAUAGCAGGCUGCUUGCCUUCUUUGAGCCAUACUACACACUGCUUCCAAACUACAAUGCCUCGAACGCAGCUUGCAAGCCCAAAGCUGUACUUGCUACGGCAUGGGCAAAUGAUGAAUACGCCGGAUACGGUAGCUAUUCGAACUUCCAGGUUGGCCUGGAGAAGGGCGACGAAGAUAUCGAAACUAUGACGUACGGCAUGCCUGAGCGCGGCAUCUGGUUUGCCGGAGAACAUACAGCGCCGUUCAUCGCACUUGGUACCAGCACUGGAGCGUACUGGAGUGGCGAGAGUGUGGCGCACCGGAUACUUGAUGCAUAUGCUCUGCGCGAUAACGAAGCGCGAAGCAAGGAGGAAGACAGAGACGGGUGA
Messenger RNA from Baudoinia panamericana UAMH 10762, 1638 nucleotides. RefSeq lists its product as uncharacterized. Bases 1 to 1638 code for a protein of 545 amino acids. NCBI's taxonomy places the organism in Eukaryota, Fungi, Ascomycota, Dothideomycetes, Mycosphaerellales, Teratosphaeriaceae. The transcript is spliced from 2 exons. The record is from RefSeq and is a predicted model, not a curated record. Gene Ontology annotation, molecular function: oxidoreductase activity.